Messenger RNA from Aspergillus mulundensis, 1560 nucleotides. RefSeq names its product MFS transporter. The record is from RefSeq and is a predicted model, not a curated record. The transcript is spliced from 4 exons. The coding region runs from base 1 to 1560 and encodes 519 amino acids. NCBI's taxonomy places the organism in Eukaryota, Fungi, Ascomycota, Eurotiomycetes, Eurotiales, Aspergillaceae.
AUGGCUGUCGCAUCCCGAGACAUGGAUGGGAAACCCCAGCCUAUUGUCCGAGACAUCGAUGCCGAGGCGCAGGCCGAACAACCAGCAGCUCCCGAUCAAUUCGACGAGAGCUACCGGACCACGCGAUCAGAGAUCUGGGCUUACUACGCCUAUUACAUAGGAAACAAUGGCCUCUCAUUGUUCAAUUUUGCGCCAACUGCGUUUCAGAAUCUCUUAUCACAAGCAGCGAACGAGGACGGACUGCUCCUCUUCGCCGGCCGACUCCGCUCAGUGGAGAGCAUCGUCCUCCUCUGCAACGGCAUCUCCUUCGCCAUCCAAGUCCUCGUCUUCCUAGUCAUCGGCAGCUUCGCGGACUUCGGCACCUGGCGCCCGAAUAUCCUGAUCGGAUUAUCGCUCGUCGCAUACGGCAUUGGUUUCGGCUGGCUAGGCGUUCACGAUGCGGAGAAAUGGCAUGUCGCCGUGGGCCUGUAUAUCGUUGGUCUGAUCGCCUACCAGACAACCCUAACGUUCUGGACGGCCGCGUUCCCCGGUCUUGCGCGCAACACGCUCGAAAUGAAGCAGAAGGCGGACGAGUACCAAGCUAGUAGUAUCACGCGUGAAGAGUACGAUUUUGCGGACACCAUGAAGCGCAGCCAGCUUGCGAACAUCGCGUUCUAUGUCCAGUCUGUUGCGGAGAUCUUUAUCCUCGCUGUUAUUGUCGGCAUUAUGUUUGGCCUUAGGGUUGAUGAUAGCCAGGCGAAUAACAACUGGGGGCUUAGUGUCCUGAUUGCGUUUGCGAGUGGUGUCUGGCUGCUUGUUUCGCUGCCUUGGUUCUUCCUGGAGAAGAGACGGCCCGGUCAGGAUACCGGGGGCAGGAGUAUCUUUCUGGCUGGGUUGCGGCAGAUCUACGUGGCUGCGAGGCAGAUCUGGAAGCUUAAGCAGAGCUUGCUCUAUCUUGUUGGAUACUUCCUCCUCGGCGACUCCCUAAACACCACCGUAACCGUCAUCUCAACCCUCCAAAACAGCAUCGUCGCCUACAACACCCUCCAGCUCACCUACCUGCUAAUCGUCGGCAUCGCCGCCCAAGCAGUGGGCAUCUACGCCUUCUGGACCCUGCAAACGCGCCUCUCCCUCUCCCCGCUAACCCUCUUCCACGCAAUCGCCGUCUCCAUAAUCAUCCUCGACCUCUGGGGCAUGAUAGGCAUCUUCACCCGCCACUUCGGCUUCCACAACACCUGGGAGAUCUGGGCGUACCAAGCAUACUACGGGCUCUUCGUGUGCCCGUGGUACAGCUACAGCCAGAUCAUGAUUUCCGAGGUCACGCCGCGCGGCCACGAGUUCCUUUUCUUCUCGCUGUUUAGUAUCGUGGGCAAGACGAGUAGCUUUAUUGGCCCGCUUGUGAGCAGUGCGAUUAUCGAUGCGAGUCCCUCGGGGAAUGCGAGUCUGCCGUUCUAUUUUUUGCUUGGCGUUAGUGUGCUUGCUGCCGGGGGGUUGGCGCUUUUCUUGGAUUUGGGGAGGAGUAAGAGGGAGCAGGAGGUUUUCUUGGAGGAGAAGAAGCUGGGGGUUGUAGAUAGGGCUUAG